Brassica rapa (field mustard) is the source of this 2975-nucleotide messenger RNA. Its product is annotated as NF-X1-type zinc finger protein NFXL2. Gene Ontology annotation, cellular component: nucleus. Gene Ontology annotation, biological process: regulation of DNA-templated transcription. Gene Ontology annotation, molecular function: RNA polymerase II transcription regulatory region sequence-specific DNA binding; DNA-binding transcription factor activity, RNA polymerase II-specific; zinc ion binding. NCBI's taxonomy places the organism in Eukaryota, Viridiplantae, Streptophyta, Magnoliopsida, Brassicales, Brassicaceae. The record is from RefSeq and is a predicted model, not a curated record.
CAUGAUGUCUUAAAAACCAAAAGCCAAAAGUCAUCGCCUUUGUCCUGAGAUGAGGAAGUAGAAUCGCUGACAUGGCCGGAUCCGCCACCACCACCGAAUUCCGGUGGAAACCACCGCCACAACCUCAGCCUCCGACACAACAACAUCAAAACAUCUCCGAUUCAGAUUCCGAUUCGGGAUCUGACUCAGACAACAACCACCAGCAGAACCGCCACAACGAUCUAUCCAACUCCAUCUUCAAAGCCUACCUCGAUUGCCACUCAUCCUCAUCUCCCUCCUCCCUCGACCUCUCCAAGAUCCAAUCUUUCCUCGCCUCCUCCUCCUCCGGCGCCGUCUCGUGCCUGAUCUGCCUCGAGCGGAUCAAACGCACUGACCCCACCUGGUCCUGCACCUCCUCCUGCUUCGCCGUCUUCCACCUCUUCUGCAUCCAAAACUGGGCUCGCCAGUGCCUUGACGUACACGCCGCGUUGGCAGUGACGCGACCUUCAACAGAAACUGAACCGGUGUGGAACUGUCCGAAAUGUAGAUCGUCGUAUCUUAAAUCAAAGAUCCCAAGUCGAUACCUUUGUUACUGCGGGAAGGAGGAGGAUCCUCCGGCCGAUAACCCCUGGAUCUUGCCGCAUUCUUGCGGCGAGGUUUGCGAGAGGGGGCUGAGUAACAACUGUGGCCACCGCUGCUUGCUAUUGUGUCAUCCUGGUCCUUGUGCCUCUUGUCCUAAGCUCGUUAAAUCCAAAUGCUUCUGCGGCGGCGUUGAAGACGUUCGUAGAUGUGGACACAAGCUCUUCUCCUGCGGAGAGGUUUGUGAUAAGGUCUUGGAUUGUGAGAUCCAUAGCUGUAGAGAGAUUUGCCACGACGGCGAGUGUCCGCCGUGCAGGGAGCGCGCGGUUUAUAGAUGCUGUUGUGGGAAGGUGGAGGAGGAGAAGGAUUGCUGCGAGAGGGUGUUUAGGUGUGAAGGUUCGUGUGAGAGUAAGCUUAACUGUGGGAAACAUGUGUGCGAGAGAGGGUGUCAUGGUGGAGAGUGUGGGUUGUGUCCUUAUCAGGGGAAGAGGAGUUGUCCCUGUGGGAAGAAGUUUUAUCAGGGGUUGUCUUGUGAUGUUGCGGCGCCUUUGUGUGGUGGGACUUGUGAUAAAGUUCUUGGGUGUGGGUAUCAUAGGUGUCCGGAGAGGUGUCACCGUGGUGCGUGUCUUGAGACUUGUAGGAUUGUGGUGACUAAGUCUUGUAGAUGUGGAGGAACGAAGAAACAGGUUCCUUGCCGUCAAGAUGUGGUGUGUGAGAGGAAAUGCCAGAGGAUGAGAGAUUGUGGGAAGCAUCCAUGUAGACGCCGUUGUUGUGAUGGUCAAUGUCCACCAUGCUCUGAGAUUUGUGGAAAAAAACUCAAAUGCAGAAACCAUAAGUGCCAGUCUCCUUGUCACCGAGGCGAAUGUGCUCCUUGUCCAAUAAUGGUGUCGAUAUCAUGUGCUUGUGGUCAGACGCAUUUUGAGGUACCUUGUGGCACUGAAAAUAAUCAGAGACCUCCUAGAUGCCGUAAACUAUGUAAUAUAACCCCAUUGUGCAGGCAUGGACAAAUCCAAAAGCCACAUAAAUGCCACUAUGGUGCUUGUCCUCCAUGUCGACUCCCUUGUGAUGAAGAAUACCCAUGUGGGCAUAAAUGCAAACUAAGGUGUCAUGGUCCUAGACCUCCACCAAACAGAGAAUUUAUCUUAAAACCAACAAAGAAGAUGUUGAAUGUUCAUGUUGAGUCUACACCUGGUUCUCCCUGCCCUCGUUGUCCAGAGCUUGUCUGGAGGCCCUGUGUAGGCCAUCACCUGGCUGCAGAGAGAAUGAUGGUUUGCUCUGACAAGACUCAAUUUGCAUGCGAUAAUCUAUGCGGGAACCCACUUCCAUGUGGGAACCAUUACUGCUCGUUUACAUGUCAUCCCCUGGAAAUAAAAAGUUCAUCAUCGGAUAAAAGAAGUGAGUCCUGUGAAAAGUGUGAACUCCGCUGUCAAAAGGAGAGAUCACCUAAAUGCCAACAUCCCUGUCCUCGACGUUGCCAUCCAGAAGAUUGUCCACCUUGCAAAACUCUAGUAAAGAGAUCAUGUCACUGUGGCGCAAUGGUGCAUGCAUUCGAGUGCAUUGAGUACAAUACAUUGUCUGAGCAGGAACAAUCAAAGGCCCGCUCAUGCCGUGGACCUUGUCACAGAAAAUUGCCAAACUGUACUCAUCUGUGUCCUGAGAUUUGUCAUCCUGGGCAGUGUCCAUCUCCAGAGAAGUGUGGGAAAAAGGUGGUUGUUCGUUGCAAGUGCCUAACUUUGAAGAAAGAAUGGCUAUGCAAAGAUGUUCAAGCAGCUCAUAGAGCCACAGGUUCUGAUCCUAAAGAUGUACAAAAGAAUCACUUUGGAGUCGGCCUCCUCCCAUGCGAUUCCAACUGUAAGAGCAAGCAACAGAUGGCUGAAUCGGUGUUACAACAACGCAAUGUCAAAGAGAUUGAGGAGAAGGAGGAGCCUAGUGGGAAAAAUGCAACAAAGAGAAGGAAGAGGCGUGAACGUGGUCAGGACAUUAAGGAGACCUCAAGGCUGCAGAAACUUACUGUUGCCGCAAAGAAGGUAGUGAUGGUGGUGAUGCUAAUUGCUGUUCUAGUAGCUGUUUCAUACUAUGGUUAUAAGGGAAUCUUGUGGCUUUCGGAUUGGAUGAAUGAAGUUGAAGAACAAAGACAAAAGUCUAGAAGGUACCCGCGUAUCUAAAAUCGUUUUUGAGAGUCUCAAGCUUUGAGCCUGAUACUAUCCAGUUACACCACAGUUAAGCGUGGACACAUUUUAAUCUUUCUUUUUGGUUUAGUCACCUAAAAACCUUUCAAAAGAGAUCAGAGAGACUUUUUGGUUGGUUUUAUUGAUUAUCUUACUCUCUUUUUUUAGCAUUUUGGUAUUUCCAAACAGUAAAACUGCAAUAUAUGUAUUCUGUCUGAACUUAAAAUUUCAUAAAAAUGGUUUACUAUA